Myripristis murdjan (pinecone soldierfish) is the source of this 697-nucleotide messenger RNA. RefSeq names its product calcyon neuron-specific vesicular protein (gene caly). Gene Ontology annotation, cellular component: endosome; membrane. Gene Ontology annotation, biological process: clathrin coat assembly; endosomal transport. NCBI's taxonomy places the organism in Eukaryota, Metazoa, Chordata, Actinopteri, Holocentriformes, Holocentridae. Gene Ontology annotation, molecular function: clathrin light chain binding. Bases 104 to 697 code for a protein of 197 amino acids. The transcript has 5 exons. The record is from RefSeq and is a predicted model, not a curated record.
CCGGCGUUCACACCGAUUCCCCGUCAGCAUCCGCCGACUUGCACUCCAAUCCACAGGCUACCGGCAAGCGAAGCACAAUCUAUCCGGGCAUUUUCUGGCAGCCAUGGUGAAGCUUGGCAGCAAUCUGUCUGAUAAGGUGGAGAAGCAGGCGUCUGUGGACGAUGGCUUCGAUAACAUCCCCCUCAUCACACCCCUGGAGGUCAGCCAGCUCCAGCAGCCGUUCCCAGACAAGGUGACGGUGAAGACCACGACGCAGUACCAGGUGCAACAGAAGAAGAAGAACAAGCUGCACAUGCCCAACGUCCGGAAGCUGAACAUCAACUUCUACAGCGACGUUUCGGAGAAAGCCAAGAUCACAGGUCUGAUCCUCAUCACCUUGGCCUUCCUGACAAGCCUGCUCCUCCUGCUCAUGUACAAGGCCAUGUGGUAUGACCAGCUCACUUGUCCCGAGGGCUUCAUCCUUAAGCAGAAGCACUGCACCCCAGCCGCUCUGGAGAUGUACUACACGGAGCAGCAGCAACAGGAGCCGGUGGUCCGUGGCAGCGCCAACGCCGGGCUGUACGCCACCCUCAGUCACCUCAGCCAGGUCAAGAGGACCGGACCUGAGCUGCCGUCGCCAUGGCUACCUGUCAUCAGCGCCCUGAAGGAGGCUGAGGCGGCCAAAAGAGGCAGCGAGCCCCUGAAAGAAGAGGAAUGA